AUGUGUGCUCAAGCUGGUGUGAAAUGGGAUCCUUCAGAGCCUUUGUUGCAGUCCAUGCAUAAACUGAAUAGAUCCUCCAUCACUCGCUUCAAGGUCACUGACACUGCAGGGGCUAGCUCAUCUUAUCAUAUUCAGGCUAGGCCACCGCCAUCAACCAAAAAUAUGACCUUGGUGGACCGUAAGACACUUGUGGAGGAAUCUCUGUACACUACCUCUCAAGAGCUGCAUGCUCACCGUACUGAAUUCCAAGCACAGCAGCAACGCAUGAUUGAGUGGGCCAGUUAUCAAGAUGUUUGUUUCAGGAUGAGUGUCAUUCACCUUGGCAUGGAGAUGACAAACUAUCCACCUGCACCACAGUGGAUUCAAUUGUAUCCACCACCUAUUCCCAUGAUGCAAGAUGAUGAAAACGAGGAGGAAGCUAAAGAUGAUCAAGGAGACGCUUGA
Molecule: messenger RNA, 444 nt
Organism: Humulus lupulus (European hop)
Lineage: Eukaryota; Viridiplantae; Streptophyta; Magnoliopsida; Rosales; Cannabaceae
Exons: 1
Coding region: 1-444 (147 amino acids)
Source: RefSeq, a predicted model, not a curated record